AUGGCUAAGCUACGCCUGGAGCUUGAGUGUUUGAGACGGGCGGAGAAGGAAAGGCUGAUGACCGAGAUCGACAAGAUGCGAAAAUCUGCGGAUGAAACAAAGGCGACACUCCCGACAACCACAUCGCCUCCAGCUAGCGAAUCGAAGCAAGUCUCAAUACCUGACUGGUUAGAUGUGGACGUCGAGCGGUGGGAUUUGGAUGCAGUGCUUUUGGCGACUGCGCAGCAAAAGGCUUGGAUUGCCAAGGUGCGACCAAGCAGCGCAAAAGGUUACACACGUUCCGCAUGCUCGGUGUCUACCUGGCUGGCAGCAGUAAAGUUGCGGCUCAGCGAUGAGGAACUGAACACGGCCCUUGUGGAGGCUGGCAUGCGCAAGGCUUCAGUCCUCACCCGUGACUUGUACAUCUUGCGCUUGCUUGUCAGCGUCAUGCAAGCGCAGCAGAAGCCUGAGUGUCUGGGCUGGUGUGGCCAUACUGGCAUGGAUAGCAGGAACGGUUCUUGCACUGUUCAUUUCAUGUCCUUGUGGCUAUGCUUGCUCUUCUGUCAGUCCUUGAUCAAAGAUAUGCUGGCAAAAGUUUUCGCUGCAGUACGCCUGUCGGUAGAGGCUAUAGUGGAAGAGACGGUCUCGAAACAGGCUUGGCAGUCAACUGUUGACUUCGGUGUGAAAGCCAUCUCCACUGGAUUGAUACAGUUAGUGCCCAGUCAUUGGCAGUCUCUGGCGGCACUGAUCCCGUGCCAGUCGGACGUUUCCUUGGUGACAGAGGUGUUGUACGACUUGGUUCUCUUUCGCCGAUCCCGGGCCACAGCAAGCUGCAUCAUCAAGUCAAUGGCAAUCGGCAUCCUUCUUCACCUGGGCCUUGUCUUUGACCUCACUGAAGUGGGGGACGACUCGAAGCCUCCCACUUUCCAAUUGUUCGCCUCGGGUGGUUUGCGCCCGGCCACUGUGCAGGGCUUCGAGAAGUUCAUCCUGGACCUGAAGCUCUACUACAGCGAGCUCUACGAGGAUCCCCUGAUGCUCCAGGAGCUGCGCUGCUUUAUGCUCAAGUGGCUCCACGUCUUCUCUCAAAGCCUCUUGGAUGCCGAGACCAACCCACUGCUCAAGGGCAUCGAGGAGGAAUUCAAGAAAUGUGAGACGCUCGACGAGCUCUGCGACAAGGUGACCGGCCGGCUCUCCCGUCUCAAGGUCUCCACUCGACUGGUCCUCGCCCCCGCGGAGUCCUACGUGCUGCAGUCGCAGCGGCCCCAGCUCGCCCUCGAGGAGGGUUUGCCGAGCGCCAGCUUUGCGACGGCUUCCUCUGCCUCCACGGCCUCCGCGGCCUCAGGCGGAAAGUGCGGGGUCUCCUGGCUCCGCCUCGACUGCCGAGGGCGCUUCGGGCGCCAGGUCCUGCGAACGCGGGAUGGGAACUUCGACAGGGAGUGGCCCUUGACCAUUGGCUUCUGCUGCGGCUCCAUCACCAUCCUGAGUAGGAGGCAUUUAAAUCACUUGCUCUACUUUGUGCUGGAUCUGGUCCUCGUCCUCUACGAAGUCUUGGACUUGAGCCAGGCCUACAGCAUCGCCUUGGUUUGCUGCAACUGGCUUUGCGUUCUCAGCACGCUGGCCUGUUUCGAGCAAAUCGACGAGAUCGCCCAGCUGCAGCGGCGCAUCUGUCGCUACCGCGAGAGGAGCGAUCGCGUCCAGGAGCAGCACCGGGAAGCCAAGGAGAAUUGGGCCAAGGUUCAGCAGCUACACGACCUCUGGAAUUACCGCACGCAGCCCUUCCUUAGCAUCUGUGGCAAGAUCCACCGGGCCUUGGACAACAAGGACAGGGAGGAUGCCAGGGCUUUGGAGCUGGCGCGGCGCCGAGGGGAACCGCCGGAAGUCAGCGAGGAGCGCCGCUUGGAGUGGCUGCGCCGCGCCAAUCAGUCGCUCGAGUGUUUGGAUCAGAAGUUGGGCCGCGUCCAGAAUUGGACCAAAGAGGGCCAAGCACCACUGUCUAAGGAGUGGAAGGAGAGCAUUGGUCGACAGCUGAGGGAAGCGGAGCGACAGGAGCAGGUGGAGCAGCUGAUCCAGGUUCUGCCGAUCCUCACGAGCGACCUUCGGCAGAUUGAGGACGGCUCGGCACCAGGCUCACAGCUCGCCCCUGGCUCGCCCGUUCCUCGGAAGAGCAGCAGCUGA
Molecule: messenger RNA, 2154 nt
Organism: Symbiodinium sp. CCMP2592
Lineage: Eukaryota; Dinophyceae; Suessiales; Symbiodiniaceae
Source: the annotation of a GenBank genome assembly